AUGGUAUUAUGCCUUUGUUCUAAAAAGUCUUGCCAAUAUUUCGGUUCCAAGGUUGGACCAAAUUUUCAACUUGGAUAUUAUGUUCGUGCACUCAUGUUGCUGGAGCGACACUUAUUUCACGCUCAUGGCUUCGUUGUAGAUGCGAUUGAAACUAAAAUAAAGAAACUGAGAGGCAAAUUAACAUCACUGGGUUAUUCGACUGAACAGGUAAGUGGAGACAAUCCUGUUGAUUUUAUAUCUUCAACUGCACAUACUGCCGCAUAUUAUUCUCAGAUCCGCGAAGCUCGGCUGAAUAUGGGUUUCGAUCUGAGAACAGAUGAAGAGAAAUCGGAUGCGAACGAAGAACUACAGCGUCCUGCUCACGACUGCAGGUCAAAAAUAGGUGUCUAUAAGACGCCAGAGGAGUGCAGGCGAAUUCUCUACGAAUUCAAGACUAAGUUCAGCUGGAUGUUUACUGAGUGA
This is a messenger RNA of Strongylus vulgaris, 462 nucleotides long. Lineage: Eukaryota; Metazoa; Nematoda; Chromadorea; Rhabditida; Strongylidae. The record is from the annotation of a GenBank genome assembly.